UUCGCUAUGGAGUGAAGAAAUGCCCGAAGUUGAGUUUGCUUUGGAAGGUGUACGUAAGCUCUUAGUAAAUGUUUCUUCCAGAAAGGCAAAUGGGCCAGACGAUAUAGCAGCAGCAAUGCAUAGUAGUUGUUGGGAAUCGUUAUGCCUAUAUUUGUGCCGUCUUUUCAAAAAAAUGUUUAGAUAUGUGUGCCGCACCUACCGACUGGAUAUUUGCAAAUGUUGUGCCUGUAUACAAAAGUGGGCCUAGAAACUGCGUUGAGAACUGCAGGACAGUGUCCUUGACUAGCAUUACAUGUAAAACAAUGGAACACGUUAUAUAUAGUUGCAUUAUGUCGCAUCUAGUUAAACACAAUCUAUUAAAUGCAAACCAACACGGAUUUUGGCUGGGUUUUUCUUGUAAUACGCAGCUUGUAGAAUUCACUCACGAUUUGGCCCUAGCAAUAGACAAAAGGCAGGCAAUUGAUUGCAUCUUUCUUGAUUUUCGUAAAGCCUUUGACAUUGUGGCUCAUGACCUACUUAUUAGUAAAUUGCACGCCUACAAAUAGCACAAAAAGAUAACUGCACGGAUAUCUGAAUAUCUCUUACACCGACAACAGCCUGUGGUUCUCAAUGGCAUAUCCUCUGAUCUUGCUGCAGUGACCUCUGCAGUACCCCAAUGCUCUGUUUUGGGGCCUCUCUUAUUUUUAUGGAACAUAAAUGACAUCACUAGUGGUAUUACGUCAUCUUUCAGAAUGUUUGAGACGACUGCGUAGUGUAUAGGGUUAUUGAUAGUGAUUGUGACUUAUGUGCACUUCAGAGUGAUUUAGAUAAAGUUUCAGCUUGGUGUGCGAAAUGGGAAAUGUCGCUUAACGUUUCAAAAUGUUUUAACAUCACCUUUACAAGGAAACAUUCAUACAAGGCACAUGAGUACACAUUAAAUAGCGUUACUCUACGCAGGGUUACGGAAUGCAAAUACUUAGGAGUUUUGUUUACCUUGGAUUUAAGGUGGAACAGGCAUGUACAGGAGGUAAGAAGAAAGGCGGCACGAAAAUUGGGUUUCCUGUAGUAUACGCCGAAAUUUUGGCCACUUACGUAGUAAAUUGAAAGAACGGCUGUAUUUCACUCACUUGGUUCGGUACUCGAGUACGCGUGUAUCUGCUGGGGAUCCUUAUACGCGUCAGUUAGUUGAUUUACUUGAAAAAAUUCAGAAUAGGGCGGUUCCAUUCAUUCUGUGGAAUUACGACAAAAACUUCAGUAUCACCGAAAGCAAGCGCCGACUUCAUUGGCAGGAUCUAAAGGACAGAGAAAGGCCCUCAGUCUCAAAAUUUCCGCAGCGUUUAGCAUUCUAAAACAGGCAUUGACAGGAGCAAAUAUAUUGCAUUACCGUCAUAUAUCUCGCGUAGAAGGGACCGUGCCUUGAAACUUCAUGAAUUUCCUUUUAAGGGCGACACCUUGCUUUAUACGUUUUUCUUUUAUAGGACCACGUGGGUGUGGAAUGCUCUCCCGUCACAUAUUGUAGGUAUACGAUGUAACGAAAACCUUUACCGCGCUUUGUGUGUUUGACAAUUGAUGUAGAUAUGUAUGUGCCCCUGAUGUAAUAGCUUCCAAGGCGAUGCAGGUACUGAAUAAAUAAAUAAAUAAAUAAAUAAAUAAAUAAAUAAAUAAAUAAAUAAAUAAAUAAAUAAAUAAAUAGGGGCACUUUCCUGCUUUCACGGAUAGGCGAGUGUGUUUAGUGGCACUGUCGCACGCAAGCAGUUUUAAUGCAAACCUCGCUUCCUGGACGCAUGCCUCCGCGACUGUAUAUACCUUGGUUUUUCAUGCAGGUACUGUUCGACAUCAUGAAAGGCACAGCGAAGGGCCAGGAAAGCAGGAUUUCCGGGAAGUCUAAGGCGUCCAAAGGUGCAUCUAAUGCAGCUUUCGCCAGCAAGGAGCAGCCGACUGCGGCGACGUCGAAGAUAAGGAAGGAGAGUGCGGCGAAGGCCUCAAAGCGACCGUCGUCGGUUGCCGAUCUUGCCACGGACGCGAGCCAAGUCUACGGGCGAAGCCACAGCAGGCGCCGGCACUGGCUUGCGGUCCGCCACGUCCAAGAUGAACGUCUCUUCCAAAUCCAAGAGCGUGUCCCCUGUAUCGAAGGGCGACGUCGCCAAGCGAGACAUCGGCAGCGAGGCGGGGAGUUCGAAACCCAACGCUGACCUCACAAUCUCCCCCAAGGACGGCAAGCCCAAGGGAGUCGCCGGCGUUCCGCCAGACGAGGGGGACAAGGAUAAAGCCAAACCCCGCAAGAAAAGUCUUCACCUUCACGACAGGCGCAAGAGCUUGGUCAUUGCCGCCAUGUCCAAAAUGAUCGGCAUGAGGCAAAACCGUCCGGGUAAAAAGCCUGACAAUGAUUCGGAGGAGACCCUGAGCAGCAAGGAGCAGCUGUCGCUGUUCGUGGUGGCCAUGCUGGCGGCCUUCUUCUUCUGCUUCCUCGUCGCCCUGCUCUUCUACUACUUCUUCACCGGCCCCAACAUACCAGUCGCCGUCGCCUGCGUCUCCGAUGGUCCUGCUAUCGUUACAUGUCGGUGCCGGUGAACCUGAAGGAUGCGAUGAAGGAAACUCACGAGCUGCUCGACCUCAGCGACCUGGUCAAGGCCCCUUCCUUCUUCGAUGUGGUGCGCUACCUGAUGCGGCAGUCCAUGCAGAUUGGUGUGAGCACCCUGUUCCACAGCAUAUUCGUGUACGAGCUGGGACGCAACAUGCUUUUUUUGGGACGCGGAUCCUCACUGCGCAAUAAGCUCAACACGCCGUUCAAUAGCGGUGAAGGACGUCACUACUUCGAGGUUACGCUCCAGAGGUUGGCGUCGCGCGGCCUGCAGAGCACUUCCUUCUACCUGGCCACCAACCUGGUUGCGGGCGUGGCCGGCAUGCUGUCCCAGCGCGACGACAUCGCCAAGAGCGAGGUGGCCAAGGCGCACUUCUGCCUCCAGUUCACGCACAAGUGCCUGACGCUCACGUGGGCCUACCUGGCGUCGCGAUACGCGUCGACGCCCAGCAGCAUCAGCGUGCUCCACGCCAUGCUCGCCAACAUCCAGGGGGUCGUCACGGAGCAGCCGGACACGUUCACGUGGAUGGAGAAAGUCGCCCGAGACAAGACCGCGGACAUGCUCCACCGGACCACGCUGCGUGUGAUCGCGGGCAGCGGCUUCAACGUGUCGCGCAUCAAGUACCCGGAGGACCUGCCGCCGUUCGCCGCGGACGACAGCUUCCUCAAGGUGCUGGUGGUCGCCCUCCGGCUCCAGUACACCGUCAUGAGCGCGAGCCCACCCACGCGUCUCGAGAUGCUCAUCUCGGACCUCGAGUUCGACGCCACCGUGAAGUACGUCCCGGAGAAGCAGUACAUCGUCCUGCCCACGCUGUACCAGGUAUGGCCGCACGUAGCCACGUCAAGGGGUGUAGAUCGCCAUCGCUAACGAACUCUGGGGCCUGACGUGCCAAAAGCUGUACGAUCUAUGAGACACGCCGUAGUGGGACACUACGGAAUAAUUUUUACCGCCUGGGGUUCUUUAACGUGCCCCCUAAGCGCGAGCGUUUUUUUUUUUUUUGUGUUGUACAUUCCGCCGUCGCCGGAAUGCGGCCGUCAGAGCCGGGACCGUAUCCACGACCUCUUUCUUAGCAGCGCAGCAUCUUAGAUACUGAGCUACCGAAAUAGGUAUCGUCAUCACUAUUGUUCAGCUUGAUUUGUGUCGAAGGGUUUGCUCUUACCAUCCUUGCUAAAAUGCGGUGCCACCCUGUAAAACAUGCGGUCGCGUAAGGUCGACAGCGUGUUUUCUGCUGCCUUGGUUUAAAGCAGUGCUGACAAUUUCCGAUUCAAUUAGAUUCAAUUCACGUUAUUUCAUGUUCCAACGACAUAAGGGUGUGAGAAAUAAAAUGCUGUCACAUGGGCAGC
Messenger RNA from Dermacentor andersoni, 3904 nucleotides. RefSeq lists its product as uncharacterized. Gene Ontology annotation, molecular function: metallopeptidase activity. Lineage: Eukaryota; Metazoa; Arthropoda; Arachnida; Ixodida; Ixodidae. The record is from RefSeq and is a predicted model, not a curated record.